GAAUAGAUUCAAUAUUGUGGAUAAACAACAUAAAAUGAAGUGUUUACAAGCAUUACAUUACACUUUAUUGUUAAUGAUAAUCCAAACUGAAACAAUACAUCGGUGCAAUUUUAGAAACCUUGUAAUUUUCUGAUGUCGAAAUAUGUUGAAAAUGCAUUAUGUCUGUUGUAGAGUGAGUAAAUAGUAACGCAGAUUGUUGCAUAGCUACAUGUAUGCCUGAAUAAUAAUUCACAAUGUGCAUCAUAUAUGAUGAAACUAAUUAGAAUGGCUGAAAACUUUGGAUCCACCAAUAUUUGUAUCAACCUUGUCUCAGUAUACAAAAAAAAGCUUUUGGAACAUAUACAGGAACAUGAUGUUGGAUGUGAAACUGUGAAAAACAUCCGUAUUCUAUUGAUUGGACCAAUCAGGUCGGGAAAAUCUUCUUUUCUGAAUACAGUAGCAUCAAUUGAUAAAGGAAGACCUAUUAUGGUAACUGUUGUCGGUCCAAGAGUAGUUGCCAGAGGAGAAAGAACAAGUUGUUCUAAAAAGCUGAAGGUAUUUAGACCUCGGAUGCGAUUGAAGAACUUCCAGUUAUUGGAAACAAUGGGUCUUGAUGAGUGUGGUUUAAAAAUAAAGGAUUGUUUACUCGUUGUCAAUAGAAAUGUUCGACCUAAUUAUCUGUUCGAUCCUGUCAACACAAGAAAGCACAUGGUUCACUGUAUAGUAUUUGUAAUGGAUGCUAAUAUGGUUGGACAAGACAACAUUUCACUGGAGACAAUAAAGAAAGUGAAAGACCUGCAAGAUGAACUAAAGAAUAUAGGCCAUCCUUCAAGCUGUUUCGGCGAUACAUCCAAACUGCAUAGGAAAAAAUUAUUUUGAUGAAUGCGGUGAGAAUAAGUGGUGUCUUUGCCCUAGCUUUUUCGCAGUCACAGUGCUUAAUGACAACCCACUGAAAGCAUGUGACAAAGGUCAGAUGGUUUGCAGAUUCUGGCCAUGCUAGUACAAUUAUGAUUUCGCCGUCCCUCAGCGACCAAGGAAGGGAAAAGUAGGAGAAUUCAUAAGAUGCAAUUCUGACACCGACUGCGAGAAAGGGAGUGACCGUUGUACAUCUGACGGAUAUUGCUGCACCGACACACCAAUAUGGUCACUUGAAUAAUGUUAUCAUGUCAAAGAUUUCAACCUAGACGACAGAAAUUACAAACUUCUUGCUAUGACUGUCUAAAAAAUAU
Messenger RNA from Mercenaria mercenaria, 1208 nucleotides. RefSeq names its product interferon-induced protein 44-like. Lineage: Eukaryota; Metazoa; Mollusca; Bivalvia; Venerida; Veneridae. The transcript is spliced from 6 exons. The coding region runs from base 247 to 858 and encodes 203 amino acids. The record is from RefSeq and is a predicted model, not a curated record.